Molecule: messenger RNA, 1273 nt
Organism: Aethina tumida (small hive beetle)
Lineage: Eukaryota; Metazoa; Arthropoda; Insecta; Coleoptera; Nitidulidae
Product: zinc finger protein OZF
Exons: 4
Coding region: 16-1209 (397 amino acids)
Biological process (GO): regulation of transcription by RNA polymerase II
Cellular component (GO): nucleus
Molecular function (GO): zinc ion binding; RNA polymerase II cis-regulatory region sequence-specific DNA binding; DNA-binding transcription factor activity
Source: RefSeq, a predicted model, not a curated record
GUUUGCUGUCAUAAAAUGAAUAAUACACAAAUAUUUUUAGCAGAAACAAAUACUUGUAGGACAUGUAUGGAUACGGGAAACGAAAUGACCUCACUUUUCAGUAUUAUAUGCAUCGGGAACAAACAAGAAAGUCUCUCAACACUUUUAAUGAAGUCCUCUGAUUUACAGGUGUCAGAAACUGAUUUAUUUUCAAAAAACAUAUGUGCAAUAUGCUUAGAAAAACUAACACAAUGUUACUUAUUUCGGGAACAGUGCAAUGAAACUCAUCAGAAACUUCAAAAGCUCUACGAAACAAGCUGUUAUAAUUUGUCUGUGAUUAAAAUUGACCCUUCAAUAGAAGAAAAUGUAAAAACUCCAAACUCCGAAAAUGAAAAAGACGCGAUAGAAAAUCGGGACAACGAAAAUGUGGAUUGUAAAAAUUCCAAUGAACUAAAAUUUAAUUGUGAUCAAUGUGGCAAAGAGUUUCCUAACAAAUACUAUGCACAAAGACAUAUGAAAACACAUUCUGAUGAUCCCAAUUUGACUUGCAAAGUUUGUUUAAAAAAAUUCACCAGAGCAGCAGAUGUGAAACGGCACAUGUCAAUUCAUACAGGAGAUAAACCAUUCCAUUGCAUCCUCUGUGACGUGUCCUUCACUCAAUCCGGAAGUUUGUCAAGUCACAUGAGAAAACAUCACAAUUUCCCUCAGAAAACAAAAAAUUCCGUAAGAACAUACUUGUGUUCAAUUUGUGGCAAAUCGUUCAAACAGUCGUCGAUUCUUACAAUUCAUUUAAGGCGACACGUGGGCGAGAAGCCUUAUUCUUGCAAAUAUUGCCCUAUGAGUUUCGUGUCGAGCGGACGCCUGACGUCCCACCAAAGGGUGCACACGGGCGAAAGACCCUUCCCGUGUAAAGUGUGCGGCAAAAAGUUCGCCCAAUCCACGGCGGUGGCGAAACACAUGCAAACCCACACGGGAAUCAGACCGCACGAGUGUGGUGUGUGCAAGAAGAGUUUCAAGUCGCAAUAUUUUCUUAACAUCCACGUGCGGAGACACACGGGCGAAAAGCCCUACCUGUGCACCGUGUGCGGCAGGGCGUUCGCCGACCCGAAGAAUUUCAAGGAGCACACGAACAUACACGCGAACUUACGGCCCUACUUGUGCGGCAAAUGCGGGAAAAGCUUCAAGAGGAACGCUCACUUGAAGAUACACGCGAAAACUCACGAGAAAUAAUUGCUGGACAAUUAAAUAUGUGUAUUAAAUCAAUAAACUUUAUUAAUAUAAUACGUAAAUUAUA